Messenger RNA from Paramecium octaurelia, 1225 nucleotides. The record is from the annotation of a GenBank genome assembly. Lineage: Eukaryota; Ciliophora; Oligohymenophorea; Peniculida; Parameciidae.
AUGAUUAAAAAGUUAAUUUAUACAUUUUCAACUCUUUCUAAUCCAUACAAAGUUUUAGGUAUAAAUAAGGGUGCUUCCCAACAAGAAAUAAAAUAAGCUUACUAUAAAUUGGCUUAGAGGUAUCAUCCUGAUAAAAACUCAGAGAAGGAUGCUGCUAAGAUGUUCACUCAGGUGAAUAAUGCUUAUGAGAUUCUUUAGGAUGAUGUAAUAAUAUUUCUAAUUUAGAACAAAAGAAAAAUGAAUGAUACUUGCGGAGUUUAAGAUGAUAAUAAUGAUGAAGAAGAUUUUGAAGAUGAGUUGAGAGGCAAUGCAAAUAGUUAUUAAUAAAAAGCAAGGAGGAAAUAAUCGAAGGGCAAAUAUUAUUCAAAAUUUCAUUAAGCAGAAUACGAGUCAAUAUUCAGUGAGUUCGAUCAAUUCUUCCAAUAGAAACACGGUAAAAAGAGAGCAUACUAUGCAAAGAAAAAAGGAGAGGAUAUUCGAUUGGAAUUGAAAUUGAGUUUCCCAGAUUCUGUUUUUGGUGGAAAGCAUAAACUAGAGUAUAGAGCUUAGAAAACAUGUGAAACUUGUAAGGGGAGUAGAUGCGCUCCAGGAAAAUCAGCACAGAAGUGUUUUUCUUGUGGUGGAUCAGGAUGGUUGUUUUAUUCAGAUGGAGGUAGUUCGAUGGAAGUAAAAUGUACUAAUUGUGAUGGAUGGGGUUAGGUAGUCAGAGAUGCUUGUAAAACUUGUCAGGGGAGUGGUAUAGUUGAAAAAGAAUUUGAGAUUGAAAUAGAAUUACCGAAGGGAAUUUAGAAUGGAACCAUAAUCAGAUAGUCAAGAUAUGGUCAUGCAGUAUUGAGUUCUAGUUGAUAGUAGAGUAAAUACUCUGGAGAACCAGGAGAUCUGUUGAUUGAGGUGGAAGUUCAGGAGGACAAUACUUUGAGGAGAGAUGGAAAUAAUAUCAUAAGUGAAUUAGAGUUGAGUGUGAGUGAGAUGGUGUUGGGAUGUAAGAAGCAGAUUCAAACUAUUUGGGGAGCUUUAGAGGUUGGGACAUUGAUUGAUAAAGUAGAUUUCAAUUCCAGGAGCACAGUAGCCUAGAACAAAGUUGUAAAUCCCACAGUAUGGGAUUCAAUAUGGACAAUCGCAAUGUAAGAAGGGAGACCAUAUAGUGAUUCUAAACUUGGAGAUUCCAUAGUAGCUGAAUGAGAGAACUAAACAAUUAUAUUAUGAACUUUUAAAGCAAUUAUGA